Sinocyclocheilus grahami is the source of this 739-nucleotide messenger RNA. It is a transcript of the gene sgca, whose product is annotated as sarcoglycan, alpha. Gene Ontology annotation, cellular component: sarcoglycan complex; membrane. NCBI's taxonomy places the organism in Eukaryota, Metazoa, Chordata, Actinopteri, Cypriniformes, Cyprinidae. Bases 5 to 739 code for a protein of 244 amino acids. The transcript has 6 exons. The record is from RefSeq and is a predicted model, not a curated record. Gene Ontology annotation, molecular function: calcium ion binding.
CAAAAUGGCAGACAAAGGGAACUGGGCUUUGGCAAUAACAGUCUGCACAGCGGGUUUUCUGUUGGUCCGGGCCGACAUUAUCACAGAGGCUCCGGUGGGUCAGCUGUUUGUCUAUGAGCUUCACCGAGAGGUUUUCCAGAGUGAAUUUGAGCCUUUUCAUAAAGUCUUUGGUCAAGUUUUUAAUGAUCCCAUGGUGUUUAAAUGCAACAAGGAGCGAUUUCCAGAUCUGCCCCGCUGGCUGCGCUUUACCCAGAGAGACGUCUAUGACAACGGAUUCCUGUACGGGACGCCACUGCCACGGGACCAGGGCAGGAACAUCAUAGAGAUUUUCGUGAUCAACAAGCGGAAUUACGACACUUUUAAAGAGAGGCUGGUGAUAAAUGUGGGUCCUGCAGUAAAGCAGACGCCAUACCAGGCUGAGUUCUUCAUAGAGCUGAGAGAGAUUGAGAAAGUGCUGCCCGCUGCUGUUCAAACUGAGAUCAAACUGGACAUUCAGAACCUGUGGAGAACCAGCAGGCUGGAUUUUGUCAACAUCACCUCUGCUCUGGACAGGGGCGGCCGCGUCCCCCUGCCGCUUCCAGGAUAUUUUGAAGGUCUGCAGCUCUAUCAUCACCACACCAUUCAGGGUAAUGCCAACGAGCUGCGCAGGAUGGCCGGCGGAGACAGGCGCACCGUGGAUCGUCCUCGGCAGUGCUUACAGCCGCUCCUCAUGGCAGAGCAGGCAAUGGCAGAGAGCUGA